UGACAGUAGAGCCAAACCAUUUAUCGUUUGGUGGGUGAACAUCGCGUUGCAAAAUUGGCCGUUUUGUAGUUUUUGCUACACGUUUUGAUUUAUUUAUUAUUUAGGUAUGAUAAAACCAAGAUUAUAAUUUCAUUAAUAUAAGCAAUACUUAAAUGAUUGUGUGAUUAUAUCAACUUACAAAACUCAAAUCUUGGAACUCCCCUGUUAAACUAUAGUUCACGUGUCAGCCUGGAAUAUGAUGACACUUCUACCGGCAUUUUUUCCAUACAGCGAAAAGACAACGAAACUUGUCUAAGUAGCGUUAAAAUGGAGAGUGUUAUAUAGGUUGUCUUAACUUUUUCAUCGUAAAGCGAUUAGAUUAAGUGAAUUAUUGUGAAGGACGAACGACUGGAGAAUAAUAAUAAUGUAUCCCGCCCGGCGCUGUUCAUCACUGUUUCACCGAGACCUGGCCGCAGUCUGUCUGUCAUCAUUGGGGACACAUCCGAAAAAAUCUGCUCAGCCAAAGAAAAACAGCCUUCAGAGUUCACGACACCGGUCAAACUCAUCGCCUCUGCUUCUCCGUCGUUUACAAGUGUGUCAGAUGGGCAGCAACAGCAGCAGUAGACUCUUCAGUACUCUGGCCCAGACUCUGAGCAGCGCUGCAUUGACAGACCCACAUGUGGAUGCUGAUGACUAUGAGUAUGAGCAGGCCGAUCCAGACGUGCUGCUGCGUGAGUGCGGAGAGGUUUUGAGGAAUCGACCGCCUCGACUGCACCGGGAGUUCAUCAUGACCAGAGCCUGUUCACUUCAGAAUUCACCCCUCCGCAUCAUGCAGUGGAAUAUUCUAGCUCAAGCUCUUGGCGAAGGCAAAGAUGGUUUUGUGCGCUGUCCAAUGGAGGCGUUGAACUGGUCGGAGCGCAAGUAUCUCAUCCUAGAAGAGAUCCUCACCUACAGGCCAGACGUGGUGUGUCUGCAAGAGGUGGACCAUUACUUCGACACGUUCCAGCCUGUGCUCUCUAGCCUGGGUUACCAGAGCAGCUUCUGCCCCAAACCCUGCUCCCCCUGCCUGGACGUCCACAAUAACAACGGCCCGGACGGCUGCGCUCUGUUCUUCAACCGCCGCCGCUUCCAGAUGCUCCACACGGCGCAUCUCAGACUCUCCGCCAUGAUGCUCAAAACCAACCAAGUAGCCGUCGUCGCUACGCUUCGAUGUAAGCUCACAGGACGAGUUUUCUGUGUCGCCGUAACGCAUCUCAAAGCACGAAGCGGAUGGGAAGCAUUUCGUAGUGCGCAAGGAGCAAAUCUCCUCCAGCAGCUUCACGAAAUAACCUCCCAAUCAAACCCAGAGAUGCAUCAGGACGACCAAACAGAGGGUAUUCCUUUGAUAGUGUGUGGGGAUUUUAAUGCAGAGCCCAACGAGGAAGUGUAUCGGCAUUUUAGGAGUUCUUCAUUAGGGCUAGACAGCGUUUAUAAAUGUCUAAGUGACGACAGGACCACUGAGCCGCCUUAUACAAGCUGGAAAAUCCGGCCUAGUGGAGAGUGCUGCUCCACGCUGGACUAUAUUUGGUAUUCGGAGAAAGCCUUCGAGGUGGAUGCUGUGCUGAGGAUACCGAGUGAAGAGCAGAUCGGCCCGGACCGGCUUCCUUCAUUUCAUUAUCCGUCAGAUCAUCUGUCUCUGGUGUGUGACCUCAGCUUCAGUCAGCAGCCUCAUAGGCUCAUGUAGCUGUCAAUCAUUCAUGCAGACGUUAUUAGAGCUUGUGUGUGUGUGUGCGUGUGUGUUUGUCUGAAUGUGAGAAUGCAUUAGUUGUAUUAUAGCGCAGAAUGUAACUUAUUCACAUACACCUUAUAGGUAUGGAGGACGAAACUUGCAAAAACAAUAAAUAAAUAAGCAAAUAAAUAAAUACACAAAUUCCUGCAUAAGACAAUAAAUAAAUAAUUAAAUAAAUAAAUUUAAAAUAUGCACAUAAAAACCAAUAAAUUCACAAAUAAAUGAAUAAA
This is a messenger RNA of Danio rerio (zebrafish), 1977 nucleotides long. The record is from RefSeq and is a predicted model, not a curated record. Lineage: Eukaryota; Metazoa; Chordata; Actinopteri; Cypriniformes; Danionidae.